Messenger RNA from Closterium sp. Naga37s-1, 2004 nucleotides. The record is from the annotation of a GenBank genome assembly. Lineage: Eukaryota; Viridiplantae; Streptophyta; Zygnematophyceae; Desmidiales; Closteriaceae.
AUGCCUCUGUCCAAGCGCGUCGACCGCCUUUACGGCGUGGGUGACGGCCGCACCGUAGUCCUCGCGGUCGACACGUGCAAGGGUUGCAUAUCCGCGUUUGAAGACCUCCUCGCUACAGGCUACAAGUCCACCUCUUUCCUCGGUACGCACGAGAACCCCGCUGCGCGGGGGGAGUUCCGCCUGUCCCCCGCGGAUCGCCUAAUUGUCGUCUUUCACCGCGGGCAUCACCUUCCGUCUCCGCUGCUGCUCCGCCGCUCGCGGAGCGACGUCGCCGCGCAGCACCAGCAGCUGUUGUCGACGCUUCCGCUGCUCACUUCCCCGCACGUCCCCCCGACCGCGCAGCCGUCCCCGCACCAAGCAUCCCCGCAAAAACCGGCCGCGGCGAUGUUCUCAUUCCUCGCAAGUCCCCGCGCGCGGUCAGGCUCGUCAAGCCAGCAACAACAGCAGCAGCACCAGCAGGCUCAGGGUCAGUGGCCGCGGUCUUUAUCGGGUAGCCAGCAGCAACAGCAACAGCAACAGCAGCAGCAGCAGCAGGUGCAGCAACUGCAUGCGCCGAAUCACUGGCCCAGAUCGCGUUCAGAGGCGGGAGCAGGAGCAGCAGCAGGAACCGCAAUGGCGGACGGCAGUUCACCCCCCCUUGAUCACCCCGCGGCGGCACAGAGUCAGCAGCUCGCCGCGUCAACCGACAGCAAGGCUGACGUGGAAACCGUGGUUGUGGUUCCAUCUACGCCUGCUAAAGAGGUGACUGCCAAGCUCGCUCGAUUCCAUGGGCGGACGAAAUCAGCAGCGCUGAAGAUGGCCGCCAUGGCUCGGUCUUACAGGGUGCGGUUUGAGGCUAUUGACCUGGAUGACUUCCAAGGAUCAGCUACUCUUGAACUCGGCACUACAUCGCCCCAAAUGCUCAAGCCAGGUCUGAGCUCGUUCCGCGAAAACGCUAAGGGAGCGGCGGACUCGCUCCGUCCGCUCAUCGACAAGGCGCUCACCGUCGUCCCCGAGGAAGUCCGCUCCACCACGCCCAUCCGCGUCGGAGCAACGGCUGGUCUGCGCCUUCUCCCUGGCGACCUCGCUGACAACAUUCUCCAAGCCGUCCGGGAGAUGCUCAAGGAGUACCCCUUCACCUUCGCUGCCGAUUCCGUCAAGAUUCUUGAUGGCGCCGACGAGGGCUCCUUCGCAUGGGUGACGGUGAACUACCUCUUGGGCAAUCUCGGCAAGGACAUCAGCCACACGGUGGGGGUGGUGGAUCUGGGCGGUGGUUCCGUGCAGAUGACGUACGCGGUCCCUGAUGACGUGGCAGUGAAGGCGCCCGAGGGCUACGUUCGGAAGCUGAGCGGAAUGGGCAAGACGUACGGGGUUUACGUACACAGCUACCUGGGCUUCGGUCUGAUGGCAGCGCGAGCUCAGGUGCUCAAGGCAAAACCAGCAGGGAGCGAGGGGCAUGCGUGUCUGCCCAAGGGCACUGACGACAAGUACGUGUACGGAACAGAGGAAGUCAAGGCACUGGCGCUGCCGACAGGAGGGAGUGCAGCGGAGUGUGCGCUGCUGGCAGCAAAGGCGUUGGAACUGGGAGGGGCCCUUGCUGGUGACGCUGCUCCUUCGUGCUCAUUUGAGGAGUGCACGUUCGGAGGGGUGUGGAGUGGUGGUCGGGGUCAGGGUGCCUCGAAGCUCUUCAUUGCUUCCUACUUCUUUGACCGGGCUGGCCAGCUUGGUGUUAUUCCUGACCCCAAGGCGUCAUCAGCUCCUGUCAAGGCAAAGGACUUUGCAGCGGCAGCUGAGGCUGCCUGUGCCACACCCUUGGAGGAAGUCACAAAGAAGUUUCCUGGGGUGGAGGGCAAGGACGCGCCAUACAUGUGCCUGGACGUGGUGUACCAGCACAAGCUGCUCACUCAUGGCUUCAGGAUUGAUGAUUCGGCACAACUUACGUUGGUGAAGCAGGUCACUUACAAGGGCAAGGAUGUAGAGGCAGCUUGGCCACUUGGUGCUGCAAUCGAUGCUAUUUCGUCUUAG